AUGGGAAGACCGUUAGGAACCUUGAUAGUUGUUGUCCUCAAAGCUGUACGUCGUCUUUUUGCACUUGCUUCGAAACCACUGAUUCUUCCUGCUGAUGGCCUUUUACCCUUUCGUAUACCACAGCGUAAUCUACCCAACAAGCAGCGAAUAGGGAAACAAGAUCCCUAUGCAACUUGCACGUACCUUUCACAUCGCAAACGCACUAAAACCGAUAAAAGGGGAGGCCAGCACCCGGUAUGGGAUGAUGAACUACGCUUCGAAGUUUACGAAAACCUCAAGGAUGUCAUGCCAUCAACCUCUGUUGCUACGACCUCAACUGGCGGUGUCGCGCCUGUUAAAUCUUCGGAUCCAUCCUUGGGAAUGGGAGGAAAUCCAGGGGUCAAAGAAUUAAGGGUAGCUGUAUACGCGGACGAUCCACGCGACCCGGAACUGAUAGGUGAAGGCAAGGUGGAACUUACCGAGACUCUAAAGAAGGGCGAAUUCGACGACUGGGUGACCAUCACCAACAAAGGCAAAUAUCAAGGGGAGAUUUACCUUGAGAUGACGUUUUACUCCGCUAAACCUCCACCUGAAAAGCAACAAAAUGCUGGCACACCUGUCCGAGCAGGUGUCUUCGAAGCUGGCUCUCCUGCAUCAGGCUUGAAACCGACCCAGACCCCUCAAAAUAAAUUGGGAACACCGAAUGGGAACAGGGCUCGGUCGCCGGCUCCUCACACGCGUAUCAAAGUUGAUCCUUGGAGCGUUCCACCUUCCUUGCGAGCUGGCCUACCAGCUCGCAAGCCAGAUGGUGCACUGGUCAGUACUUUACCUCUCCCAGGACAGCCAGGUCCGAUCAAUCCGUUGAGUCCGCGCCAUAAGUCCUCGGAGGCACUUGGGUCACAACAUACAGCUUUACCAGUUCCGCAUAAUUUUCGUGUACCUUCACGCAAUCAUUCUUGUGACGAAGCCGCGGAAAUGAUGAACGCUAUGUCAAUUUCCGAUCAAUCUUCCCAUUAUGAUCCGCAUCCUCAGCCAUCAGGCUUGGCUCCUUCCGUCGAGGCAAACACCGGGCGACCACAUCGUCAUAGUUUUUCAACCUACUCGACAUAUGCACCUAAUCAUUCGCAGUAUCCUGGCCAUAUACCCGGGCCAGGUGUUGAACAAGCAGCUCACAACGUUAACCCCACCCGUCUCCCGAGUCAUGAUCCCGUCAAUCCCGACCCUUACAUGACCCAUCAAGCCCCUUUUUCUCACAGCUUGGCUCCCAACCCCAGUCGGCGCCCACUCCCCAUACCCGUUGUAGACUCAGUCAUCCGACCCACUUCUGCAUGGGGAGAUUACGGCAAUCAAACACCUGCGAAUAAUUUACCUGCAGCAUACCCUUCCAAUGCAGACGCGCAUGAAUCCCCUGGUUCGAAUUAUCAGCCUUCAAGCGCUUCUUAUCCAUCACAUCAUUCUUAUGCAGAUCAACCCCCGAGGCCUCUUCAUACAUCAACACCAUCUCACACUGUACAUCCUACGUCGGGAUAUCCACUCAAUCCACUUCGCUUCAGUCUACCGCCGCCACCGCCUGGUCAGACUCCUGUUUCAAUCCAUGAAGUUUAUCAGCCUGCUAUCCCAAGACCUCUUCCUCCACCAAGUCCUCUACCUUUCAGGCCGCAUACUCCCAGUUAUAACCAAUCACCGCCCUAUCCUCCUACUGAUCAUUCUCAACCCCCCGUGAGUAAUGGGAUGGGGUAUGAUCCUAACAUGUAUGAAUCAGACAAGUUCCAAUCCUAUCAAGGGUACGGCGCUUUACCGGAUCCACCACCACAUCAACAGCCACAGCAGUAUCCAAACGGAGGAGUCCUGCCGCCUCCACCACGUUUACCGCAACAGCAGCCUUUCUCGGGCUACCAAUCUCAACCUGCAGCCCCACUCCCACCACCGCCACCCCAUCAACAUUAUCACAAUCAUCAAGCAUUACCGACACCAUCCCAGACACCUGUUCCCUUUCCUCACCAAACCUCGCCGUAUCAUGAUGUUCAUAGUCCUUAUCGUGCCAUGACUCCAGCACCGCCGUUUCCUCAUCACCCUUUGCCACCCCCACCUCCACAGCAACAUCCCGCUGCGAUCGGAUAUCCUCCUCAACACACGUACCCCAUAACACAAGACUAUUCGCAACAACACUACCAUCAGACUUGAUCAAAGCCAGAUAUCUCGCAAUUUGAUCCGCAGCUCAGGCUCACCGUGUUUGUGCCAGGUGAUUAUUACAAAAUAAAAGUUAGAUAGCGAGUUUCUGUUACGAACUGACUGCAGGCGAUGGUACCUUUCAACGUUGCAACUUUGUUUCUUUUUCUUGAUAGAAUAGACUUCAACUCGGCAGCGAAAUAACUAACCUCUAGAAAAGGAAAAGAUUAUAGAUAUAGUGUGUGUAAACGAGCCAUCAUCCCUUGACUCUUAAAUGUCACAAACAUUCACCAAUCUCUUCAAACCUCUUCGUGUAUGCAUUGAUUUCAGAAUGAUUUUUUUCUAUAUAUGUAUAUCAUUUUUUGCACUGCAUUAUCUCUGGUAAGCUUUGAUCCGUUCACUACUUUUAUUAUCUACUAUUGUAAGCACAUAAAUCUUUCAUAUUUUUUUUUCUCAAGUGAAAAACGUUUGGGUCGUACAAAGUUAUGUGAUCUCUCAUGGGGUGAAAAACAAAUUGAUUG
This is a messenger RNA of Melampsora larici-populina 98AG31, 2669 nucleotides long. RefSeq lists its product as uncharacterized. The coding region runs from base 1 to 2163 and encodes 720 amino acids. NCBI's taxonomy places the organism in Eukaryota, Fungi, Basidiomycota, Pucciniomycetes, Pucciniales, Melampsoraceae. The transcript has 4 exons. The record is from RefSeq and is a predicted model, not a curated record.